UCUGUGACAUCCAGGUACACAAGUUAGCGGCAUGCAUUCUAGUAAUUUCUCAGGCCAUUCUUACUUACUGUUAUUCUUUAUCCAGGACCAUUUCAUAUGUCGAGCAGAACUUCUCGCGGGAUCCCAUACGAACGUUUGCCAUGUGAAGAUGGUGUUGAUACUGCACGCGAGGGCAGCCUGGACAGUGAUAUCGCCUCACAGAAUGCCAUUCACGACGAGUUUCAGGACAGACAGCGUGUGGAACAAAGUCUGCUUCGUAAAGUCGACCUCAGGAUGUCCAUCCUCGUCCUCAUUUAUAUCUUAAACUAUAUCGAUCGCAAUAAUGCAGCUGCGGCUAGAUUACGCGGCUUCGAGGACGAUCUUCACUUAGAAGGACAACAAUUCAAUACCAUAUUGAGUAUUCUUUACGUCGGCUACACACUAAUGCAGGUACCAUCGAAUAUGUACUUGAACAAGAUAGGGAGGCCCUCCAUAUAUCUGCCGACAUGCAUGGCCAUAUGGGGUUUCAUAUCAGUUCUAACGGGAACUACGAAGGGCUUCCUUGGAGCUUUGUGCACUCGGUUUUUCCUGGGAUUCGUCGAGGCCGCAUUCUUUCCUGGUGCUUUAUUUCUACUAUCUAAAUGGUACAAGCGAAGAGAGCUCGGCCAACGAACAGCAAUACUAAGCUGUGGUAUUAUGAUCAGUAAUGCAUUCGGGUCACUCUUGGCAUCAGCCAUUCUGGACGGCAUGGACGGAAUUAUGGGCUUCGCAGCGUGGAGAUGGUUGUUUUACAUCGAAGGUUCUAUGACAAUUUGCGUUGCAAUAUGCGCCAUAUUCAUCCUUCCCGACUUCCCUACCACUACCACAACGUGUUCCUGGCUCACAACGGAAGAACAGGCUCUUGCUCAAUUGCGAAUGGAGGAAGAUGUCGGUGAAGAUGAUGAAACUGAGUUUUCCAAAGGUGAGGAAUCGGGUCUAAAGCAGGCAUUCUCAGAUUGGAAAGUCUGGUGGCUUGCACUUGCGAUGGCGAUCCUGAAUGUCUUGCUAUCAUUCAACGCCUUUUUUCCAACGUUGAGUGCAACACUGGGCUACAGUCCGACUGUGUCACUGUUGCUUUGCUCCCCACCUUGGCUGUUUGCAACACGUGCAGCAUUUUUGAUGUCAAGACAUUCCGAUGCAACAGGUGAACGUUUUGGUCACAUUGUGGUGCCUUUACUCGUCGGGAUCGCGGGGUUUAUGAUGGCCAUGGCGACUAUGAACACCGCAGUUAGAUACCUCUCAUUAUUUCUGAUGGCUCAGUCUUACACGGCGUUUGUCGUGUACUGGGCAUGGGCUAGCAACUCUAUUCCCCAUCCGACAUCAAAGCGAGCCGUAGCGCUUGCAUUCAUUAACGCAUUCUCAUCGUUGGGAAAUAUCGUUGGGUCCUAUGUCUGGCCAAAGUCAUGGGGUCCUUCGUAUUGGAACUCGUAUGCUAUCUGUAUAGGAAGCGGUGCGCUUUGCAUCAUAAUGUCGUGGAUAUUCAGGCAAUACUUGAUGCGAUUGAAUCAGGAGAUCGAAGCAAAGAAGAUAGAAGGAGGGUUGUCGAAGAAUUUCACAUAUCUGCUGUGAUUAAUGUUAUGGUGAGCAGGCUAAUAUCCAAUGCCUUUAACUACACACCACAUCGUAGUAGUCUACUUUCUUUUGUGUGUAGAAGUCGUCGUCGUCAUUUAAUCUUCGAUCGUUGUAUCAAUA
Messenger RNA from Suillus discolor, 1710 nucleotides. RefSeq names its product MFS general substrate transporter. Gene Ontology annotation, molecular function: transmembrane transporter activity. NCBI's taxonomy places the organism in Eukaryota, Fungi, Basidiomycota, Agaricomycetes, Boletales, Suillaceae. Gene Ontology annotation, cellular component: membrane. The record is from RefSeq and is a predicted model, not a curated record. The coding region runs from base 97 to 1587 and encodes 496 amino acids. Gene Ontology annotation, biological process: transmembrane transport. The transcript is spliced from 13 exons.